AUGCUCUCCAUAAGCCGCCAUGCCAAAACCCUAGCUUCCACCACCACAACCCAGAAACGGACUUAUGUCGACGUUUACAUGAAAUGGAAGAAAGAUCAUUACUUUGACAACAUCGAACACAUUCUCCGAUCUCCUCAGCUCAAAUCCGUCGUCUCUCUCAAAAACUGCAUCGCCCAAAACCCCAACGGCUGCAUUCCGAUCUCCUCCGUCUCGAAGAAGACGCUUCAAUUCGAUGUAUCGACCAAAAUCGCAAAGUUCUUAAGACAAUUCCCUUCAAUCUUCGAGGAAUUCGUUGGUCCAGAGUACAAUCUUCCAUGGUUUAGAUUGACACCAGAAGCUGCAGAGUUAGAUAAAGAAGAGAGAAUCGUUUACCAAAACAACGCAGAGGAUUUGCGUGAUAGGUUAAGGAAACUGAUUCUGAUGAGUAAAGAUAAGGUUUUGCCACUUAGUAUUGUUCAAGGAAUGAAAUGGUAUCUUGGUUUGCCUGAUGAUUACUUGAAAUUCCCAGAGAUGAAUCUUGAUUCUUCGUUUAGGUUUGUUGAUAUGGAAGAUGGAGUUAAAGGUUUAGCUGUGAUUUGUAAUGGAGAAGAGGUUUUGUCUGUGUUGCAGAAGAAUGCAAUCAAGAAGAGAGGAGGUUGUUCAGAAAUUGAGUUUCCUCUGUUUCCAGCAAAAGGUUGUAGAUUGAGAGUAAAGAUUGAAGAUUGGUUAAAAGAGUUUCAAAAGCUUCCUUAUGUAUCACCAUAUGAUGAUUAUUCAAGUUUGGAUCCAAGUAGUGAUGUAGCAGAGAAGAGAGUUGUUGGUUUUCUUCAUGAAUUGCUUUGUCUCUUUGUUGAUCAUUCCGCGGAAAGGAAGAAGCUUUUAUGUCUCAAGAAGUAUUUCGGAUUGCCACAAAAGGUUCAUAAGGCUUUUGAGAGACAUCCACAAAUCUUUUACUUGUCUAUGAAGAACAAGACUUGUACUGCUAUUCUAAGAGAGCCUUAUAGAGAUAAAGCAAGUGUGGAAACACAUCCCGUGUUAGCGGUAAGGAAGAAAUACAUCCAAUUGAUGAAGAACUCAGAGUCCAUUCUCAAGAAUAGAAGGAAAAUUUACGGGUUUUCGAACGAAGAAAUUGUUGAGAAAGAUUUGGAUUUGGAUUUUGAAGGCUGA
Arabis nemorensis is the source of this 1146-nucleotide messenger RNA. The record is from the annotation of a GenBank genome assembly. NCBI's taxonomy places the organism in Eukaryota, Viridiplantae, Streptophyta, Magnoliopsida, Brassicales, Brassicaceae.